Messenger RNA from Trichomycterus rosablanca, 1883 nucleotides. It is a transcript of the gene stxbp1b, whose product is annotated as syntaxin binding protein 1b. The transcript is spliced from 19 exons. Gene Ontology annotation, cellular component: secretory granule; plasma membrane. Lineage: Eukaryota; Metazoa; Chordata; Actinopteri; Siluriformes; Trichomycteridae. Gene Ontology annotation, molecular function: syntaxin-1 binding. The record is from RefSeq and is a predicted model, not a curated record. Gene Ontology annotation, biological process: vesicle-mediated transport; neurotransmitter secretion; intracellular protein transport. The coding region runs from base 1 to 1809 and encodes 602 amino acids.
AUGCCUCCGCUCGGGUUGAAGGCGAUUGUUGGAGAAAAGAUUAUGAAUGAAGUUAUCAAGAAGGUGAAAACUAAAGGGGAAUGGAAGGUUCUUGUAGUAGAUAAACUGAGCAUGAGAAUGAUCUCAUCCUGCUGCAAAAUGACUAAUAUUAUGUCAGAAGGAAUUACAAUUGUUGAGGACAUUACUAAACGGCGUGAGCCACUACCCACCAUGGAAGCCAUUUAUCUCAUUACUCCUUCUGAUGAGUCUGUGGAGGGACUUAUUAAUGAUUUCAGAGAUCCUCGGUCCCCAAUAUACAGAGGAGCUCAUGUCUUUUUCACAGAUGCCAUUCCAGACUCUUUGUUUAACCUGCUGACCAAAUCCCGUGCAGCAAAAGUGACAAAGACACUGACUGAGAUCAACAUCGCCUUUCUGCCCUAUGAGUCACAGGUGUAUUCUGUGGACAGACCCAAUGCCUUUCAGGACUUCUACAGCCCGUUUAAAGCAGAUGUGAAGAACCAGAUGCUGGAGCGCUUGGCUGAACAGAUUGCCACUCUCUGUGUCACACUGAAAGAGUACCCAGCUGUCAGAUAUAGAGGAGAGUACAAAGACAAUGCAGUUCUGGCUCAGAUGCUACAGGACAAACUUGAUGGCUUUAAAGCUGACGACCCCACAAUGGGUGAGGGACCAGAUAAAGCUCGCUCUCAGCUGCUGAUUCUGGACCGAGGGUUUGAUCCUGUCACACCAGUUCUUCAUGAGCUUACCUUCCAGGCCAUGGCUUAUGACCUACUGCCCAUUGAGAACGAUGUCUACAGAUACGAGACCAGUGGAAUGGGAGAUACCAGUAUAAAGGAGGUGCUGCUGGAUGAGGAUGAUGACCUGUGGGUUACACUCAGGCACAAACACAUUGCUGAAGUCUCCACGGCUGUAACCAAAUCUCUGAAGGACUUCUCUUCCAGUAAAAAGAUGAACACUGGGGAAAAGACCACUAUUAAAGAGCUGUCUCAGAUGCUGAAGAAGAUGCCUCAGUACCAAAAAGAACUAAGCAAGUACUCUACUCAUCUGCACUUAGCAGAGGACUGUAUGAAGCAUUACCAGGGUACAGUGGACAAGCUCUGCCGCGUCGAACAGGACUUGGCCAUGGGUACGGACGCAGAGGGAGAGAAGAUCAAAGAUCCCAUGCGAGUGAUUGUGCCAAUCCUCCUGGAUUCCAACAUCACCAUAUUUGACAAGAUCCGCAUCAUCCUCCUGUACAUUUUUCUCAAGAAUGGUGUAACAGAGGAGAACCUGUGUAAGCUCCUGCAGCAUGCACAGAUUCCACCAGAGGACAGUGAUAUUAUCUCCAACAUCGCACACAUGGGAAUUCCCAUCAUCUCAGAGCAAGCCACAACACGGAAGAAGAAAGCUGAUCGUAAGGAAAGAAUCAGCGAGCAGACCUACCAGCUUUCCAGAUGGACUCCUUUAAUCAAGGACAUCAUGGAGGAUGCUAUUGAGGACAAGCUGGACCCAAAGCAGUAUCCAUACAUCUCUACACGCACAGUCUCAUCCAAAACCACAGCAGCUACCAGUGCCCGCUACGGAAACUGGCACAAGAAUAAGAGUCCGAGUGAAAUGCGAACAGGUCCUCGGGUCAUCAUCUUCAUUAUCGGCGGCAUGACUUACAGCGAAAUGCGCUGUGCUUAUGAGGUCACACAGGCCAACGGCAAAUGGGAAGCUCUAAUCGGUUCCACACACACCAUCACCCCCCAAAAGUACCUAAAAGACCUGCAGCACCCAGACUUCCUGGACCCAAAUGCAGCCCCGGAGGACCAGGUCACUGCUGAGGACUGAGAAAGGGUUAAAUCUUUAUCUAGCAUGAGCCAGUACAGCAGAGGACUCUCAGCAGUCUUCCAAAUGUACAACUU